Messenger RNA from Staurois parvus, 489 nucleotides. The record is from the annotation of a GenBank genome assembly. Lineage: Eukaryota; Metazoa; Chordata; Amphibia; Anura; Ranidae.
AGUCUUGCACAGUUGUACCGGCUCCUCCCCUUCAGUCUUGCACAGGUGUAUCGGCUCCUCCCCUUCAGUCUUGCACAGGUGUACCGGCUCCUCCCCCUCAGUCUUGUGCAGGUGUACUGGCUCCUCCCAUUCAGUCUUGCACAGGUGUAUCAGCUCCUCCCCUUCAGUCUUGCACAGGUUUACCGGCUCCUCCCCUUCAGUCUUGCACAGGUGUACCGGCUCCUUCCCUUCAGUCUUGCACAGGUGUACCGGCUCCCCCCUACAGUCUUGCACAGGUGUACCGGCUCCUCCCCUUCAGUUUUGCACAGGUGUACCGGCUCCUCCCCUUCAGUCUUGUACAGCUGUACCUGCUCCUCCCCUUCAGUCUUGUACAGGUGUACUGGCUCCUCCCCUUCAAUCUUGCACAGGUAUACCUGCUCCUCCCCUUCAGUCUUGCACAGGUGUACCGGCUCCUCCCCUUCAGUCUUGCACAGGUGUACCGGCUCCUCC